This is a messenger RNA of Lepus europaeus (European hare), 837 nucleotides long. RefSeq names its product RAN guanine nucleotide release factor (gene RANGRF). Gene Ontology annotation, molecular function: guanyl-nucleotide exchange factor activity; small GTPase binding; sodium channel regulator activity. Gene Ontology annotation, biological process: protein import into nucleus; regulation of membrane depolarization; heart contraction. The transcript is spliced from 5 exons. Lineage: Eukaryota; Metazoa; Chordata; Mammalia; Lagomorpha; Leporidae. Gene Ontology annotation, cellular component: nucleus. Bases 124 to 684 code for a protein of 186 amino acids. The record is from RefSeq and is a predicted model, not a curated record.
UCCGAGCCCUGAACGAGACCGGGAGUGGCCGUGACGGCGGGGAAAGCCGGGGGCUUGAUGCCACGUGGGCCCAUGUGGGUUCUUUUUCAGCCUCUCUAAUGCCCUUUCCCUAGCCACAGGCCCAUGGAGCCCACGAGGGACUAUCCACUGUUCGGGGGCGCCUUCUCCGCCAUCCUCCCCCCAGGGGCCAUUGAUGUGAGCGACCUCCGACCGGUCCCGGACAAUCAAGAAGUCUUCUGUCAUCCCGUGACCGACCAGAGCCUGAUCGUGGAACUUCUCGAGCUCCAGGCCCACGUGCGCGGCGAAGCGGCUGCGCGGUACCACUUUGAGGACGUUGGCGGGGUACAGGGGGCUAGGGCCCAGCAAGUAGACUCUGUGCAGACCCUCAGUGCGGAGAGCCUGGCCCUGCGCACCUGCUGUCCAGAAGCCUGGGUGCUCUCAGGCAAGCAGCAGGUGGCUAAGGAAAACCAGCAGGUAGCAAAGGAUGUGACGGUGCAUCAGGCCUUGCUACGGCUGCCCCAGUACCAAACUGACCUCCUGCUCACCUUCAAUCAGCCCCCCCCUGACAAUAGGUCAUCUCUUGGCCCUGGGAAUCUGUCACCUCCACCCUGGAGCCUGGGUGACUUUGAACAGCUGGUGACCAGCCUGAACCUUCAUGAUCCCAACAUCUUUGGGCCGCAGUAACGAUGUUGGGGCACUGUGUGAGGCUGCUGAGGACCUGGGGACCCCGUUCUGGGAGGCAUAAAAAACGAGGCUGAAUAUCUGGGUUUCCUCCUCUUCCUUCCCUGUGUGUAAACACAAGACACCUCCUCUCUGCAGAAAUAAACUUGCUUUAUA